AGUUCCUAAUUCUUAGCUAAUACUCAACUUAUAAUCUAUAGAUAUAUCGUUUAUUCAUUAAUAAUACAGCUUAUAAUGUAUUCAAAAAAAAUUCCAGAUGUGAUUUUGUCAACAAAAUUGGUGACGAUUUCGAUUAUAGCUUUGGUGUUAAUAAUAAUGGUUUCGUCGAGCGAUUGUCGGGAUUUACAUAAGCGGACAUUUGCUGGACUCGGAUGUCUUGGAGUCUACGAUAAGGCAAAGUUUGCGCGUUUAGAUCGGGUUUGCGAAGAAUGUUAUCAACUUUAUAGAGAACCUGAUCUUCAUUCCAGUUGCAGGAUUCUUAUA
Molecule: messenger RNA, 324 nt
Organism: Medioppia subpectinata
Lineage: Eukaryota; Metazoa; Arthropoda; Arachnida; Sarcoptiformes; Oppiidae
Source: the annotation of a GenBank genome assembly